GGGGAGUGGGCGGGCCCGGCGCUCGGUCGUCGCGGCCCGGGCGCCCCGCGGCCGGGAAGGCUCGGAGGAGGCCGCCAGGUCGCCCCUCACCCCGACGCUGCCCGGAGGCCCCUGUUGGUGCCAGGACCAGAGCAUCGGACUGGGAUGGAGGGACGCCUCUAGGGUGACAGGUGUGGACACUCCGCCUGCUUUAUAAUCAUGAAGGAGACAGACCGGGAGGCUGUUGCGACAGCGGUGCAGAGGGUUGCUGGCAUGCUCCAGCGCCCGGACCAGCUGGAUAAAGUGGAGCAGUAUCGCAGAAGAGAGGCCCGGAAAAAGGCCUCCGUGGAGGCCAGACUGAAGGCUGCGAUCCAGUCCCAGUUGGACGGUGUGCGCACAGGCCUGAGCCAGCUCCACAGCGCGCUGAACGACGUCACGGACAUCCAGCGGUCCCUGGCUGACGUCAGCAGGGACUGGAGGCAGAGCAUCAACACCGUCGAGAGCCUCAGGGACGUGAAGGAUGCCGUUGUGCGGCACAGCCAGCUCGCUGCCGCCGUGGAAAACCUCAAGAACAUCUUCUCAGUACCAGAGAUUGUGAGGGAGACCCAGGACCUCAUAGAACAGGGGGCGCUCCUGCAGGCCCACCGGAAGCUGAUGGACCUGGAGUGCUCCCGGGACGGGCUGAUGUACGAGCAGUACCGCAUGGACAGUGGGAACACUCGCGACAUGACCCUCAUCCAUGGCUACUUCGGGAGCACGCAGGGGCUCUCUGAUGAGCUGGCCAAGCAGCUGUGGAUGGUGCUGCAGAGGUCACUGGUCACUGUUCGCCGUGACCCUACCUUGCUGGUGUCAGUUGUUAGAAUUAUCGAAAGAGAAGAAAAAAUCGACAGACGCAUACUUGACCGAAAAAAGCAAACUAGCUUUGUUCCUCCCGGGAGGCCCAAGAAUUGGAAGGAGAAGAUGUUUGCCAUCUUGGACAGAACUGUGACCACCAGAAUUGAGGGCACGCAGGCAGACACCAGGGAGUCGGACAAGAUGUGGCUCGUCCGCCACCUGGAGAUCAUAAGGAAGUACGUCCUGGAUGACCUCAUUGUUGCCAAAAACCUGGUGGCUCAGUGUUUCCCCCCCCAUUACGAGAUCUUCAGAACCCUCCUGAGCAUGUACCACCAGGCCCUGAGCACGCGGAUGCAGGAGCUCGCGUCCGAGGACCUGGAGGCCAACGAGAUCGUGAGCCUGCUGACAUGGGUACUGAACACCUACACCAGUGCGGAGAUGAUGGGGAAUGCAGAGCUGGUCCCGGAAGUGGAUGUUAACACCCUGAAGCCUUUGCUUUCUCCAGAUGUGGUCUCUGAGCUGCUUGACACAUACAUGUCUACUCUCACUUCGAACAUAAUUGCCUGGUUGCGGAAAGCCCUAGAAACAGACAAGAAAGACUGGCUGAAAGAGACGGAGCCCGAAGCUGACCAGGACGGGUACUACCAGACGACGCUCCCUGCCAUCGUCUUCCAGAUGUUCGAACAGAAUCUCCAAGUUGCUGCUCAGAUAAGUGAAGAUCUGAAAACAAAGGUACUAGUUUUGUGUCUUCAGCAAAUGAAUUCUUUCCUGAGCAGGUACAAGGACGAAACGCAGUCGUACAAAGAGGAGCACCUGCGGGACCGGCAGCACCCGCACUGCUACGUGCAGUACAUGAUCGCCAUCAUCAACAACUGCCAGACCUUCAAAGAGUCCAUAGUCAGCUUAAAGAGGAAGUACCUGAAAAACGACACGGAAGCAGGCGUGUCUCUGAGUCAGCCAAGCAUGGACGGGGUCCUGGACGCCAUCGCGAAGGAGGGCUGCGGCAGCCUGCUGGAGGAGGUCUUCCUGGACCUGGAGCAACAUCUCAGUGAGCUGAUGACAAGGAAGUGGCUGUUAGGGUCCAAUGCCGUGGACACUAUUUGUGUUACCGUGGAAGAUUAUUUCAAUGACUUUGCCAAAAUUAAAAAGCCGUACAAAAAGAGCAUGACGGCGGAGGCACAGCGGCGUGUGGUGCUCGAGUACCUGCGGGCCGUCAUGCAGAAGCGCAUCUCCUUCCGCAACGCGGAGGAGCGCAAGGAGGGCGCCGAGAGGAUGGUCCGGGAGGCCGCGCAGCUCCGCCACCUGUUCCGGAAGCUGGCCUCCGGCUUUAGUGAGGAUGCAGACGGGUACUGUGACACCAUUGUCGCCAUUGCAGAAGUUAUUAAGCUGACAGACCCGUCUCUUCUCUACCUGGAAGUCUCCACUCUGGUCAGCAAGUACCCAGACAUCAGGGAUGACCACAUCGGUGCACUGUUGGCUAUGCGGGGGGACACCAGCCGGGACAUGAAGCAGACCAUCAUUGAGACGCUGGAGCAGGGCCCGACCCAAGCAAACCCGAACUACGUGCCCAUCUUCAAGGAGAUCGUGGUUCCCAGUCUGAACGUGGCCAAGCUCCUCAAGUAGCCUGUUGGGCCCCAGCCUUGCUGUGAUGCAGUGCCCCUCCCCCACCCUUGGAAGUGCGUGGCAGCCAGAGUGACGUGAGACGCCCCAGUCCCGCACGCCUGCCUCCUAUGGGGCCGCGCUCAUGGCUUCUUGAAGAGCGAGCUCUCUGAUGGCCGUGGCUCUCCUGGCUUUCUCCUCUCCGUAAGGUCCUUUGUGAGGGGCUCUGGUGUGUGUCCCCCGUAACCCUUGGGUCUCCCCUCAUUUCUGCACAGUGUAAACACCUCUGAAACUCUGCUGCUCAAUAAAAGAGUCUAAACUCCUAUAGGAAAACGAA
Suricata suricatta (meerkat) is the source of this 2749-nucleotide messenger RNA. RefSeq names its product exocyst complex component 3 (gene EXOC3). Bases 199 to 2436 code for a protein of 745 amino acids. The record is from RefSeq and is a predicted model, not a curated record. The transcript has 14 exons. Gene Ontology annotation, biological process: exocytosis; exocyst localization. Gene Ontology annotation, molecular function: SNARE binding. Gene Ontology annotation, cellular component: exocyst. NCBI's taxonomy places the organism in Eukaryota, Metazoa, Chordata, Mammalia, Carnivora, Herpestidae.